Molecule: messenger RNA, 246 nt
Organism: Meloidogyne enterolobii
Lineage: Eukaryota; Metazoa; Nematoda; Chromadorea; Rhabditida; Meloidogynidae
Source: the annotation of a GenBank genome assembly
AUGAACACACCAGCAAGUAUAAACAUGAAUACAACAGCAAAUAACCUUUCGAAGCUUAUUUUACCAGAAGUGGAAAUAAAUAUUAAUUUAAAUGGAAUAACAAUUUCUAGCGAGCGUUUAUCACCAUCACGUUUUAUUGCAUUCGAUCGGGGAGGAAAAUGUCGUGAGUGUAAAAGUACAGAGGUGGAGGUGGAUUUUAUCGUUACAAAAGAUGGAGUUAAUGUCGAUUGUACACGUAUUUCGUGA